Molecule: messenger RNA, 3463 nt
Organism: Cloeon dipterum
Lineage: Eukaryota; Metazoa; Arthropoda; Insecta; Ephemeroptera; Baetidae
Gene: GABA-B-R1
Product: gamma-aminobutyric acid type B receptor subunit 1
Exons: 17
Coding region: 111-2765 (884 amino acids)
Biological process (GO): G protein-coupled receptor signaling pathway; gamma-aminobutyric acid signaling pathway
Cellular component (GO): G protein-coupled receptor heterodimeric complex; membrane
Molecular function (GO): G protein-coupled GABA receptor activity
Source: RefSeq, a predicted model, not a curated record
CGCAGGCGUAUUAUGAAUUUUGAUUGAUGAAAAAUGGGAGGCGGCCUGGAAAUUGCUUAAUCAAUACUCUAUUUUGAGAUGAAUUUUCUCAAAAUUUGCACCGUAACAGCAUGAGACUAAACUUGCUGUUCCUGUCAAUAGCCGUCGCUGUCGGACUGGCUGUGGCUGUGUUUGGGCCCCCUCAUAUGUCAAAUCCGCUGUUAACCAAAGAUGAUAAUGUUUUGCACAUCGCUGGCAUUUUUCCCAUCGGAGGGAAAGGAGGGUGGCAGGGUGGCCAGGCAUGCCAGCCGGCAGCAAGAUUGGCACUGGAAGACGUCAACAAUAGGACUGAUUUAUUGCCAGGAUUUAUAUUAAAAUUGCAUUGGAAUGAUAGCGAGUGUGAACCAGGAUUGGGUGCAUCUGUCAUGUACAACCUUUUAUACAACAAACCGCAGAAGCUGAUGCUUUUGGCAGGUUGCAGCACAGUUUGCACGACGGUAGCAGAAGCGGCCAAAAUGUGGAAUCUAGUCGUGCUCUGCUACGGUGCCAGCUCGCCUGCCUUGUCAGACAGAAACCGCUUUCCAACCCUUUUCCGAACGCACCCAUCUGCCACUGUGCACAAUCCAACUAGAAUUAAGUUGAUGGAGAAAUUUGGCUGGUCCAGGGUUGCUAUUCUCCAGCAGGCUGAAGAAGUUUUUAUAUCUACUGUAGAAGAUUUAGAAGCGAGGUGCAAAGAGGCUGGAAUAGAAAUUGUCACGCGCCAAAGCUUCUUGUCCGACCCGACUGACGCAGUGAGGAACCUCAGGCGCCAAGAUGCACGUGUGAUCGUUGGCUUGUUUUACGUUGUAGCCGCAAGAAGAGUGCUCUGUGAGGUCUAUAAGCACAAACUCUACGGCAAAUCAUAUGUCUGGUUUUUCAUAGGAUGGUACGAGGAUGACUGGUUUGAACAAAAUUUGGAAAAAGAGAAAAUAAACUGCACGAGGGAGCAAAUGAGAAUCGCAGCUGAAGGUCAUCUAACAACUGAGGCGCUCAUGUGGAAUCAAAAUAACCAGAGGACUUUGUCUGGAAUGACUUCUGACGAUUUUAGAAUCCGCUUGAAUGAGGCGUUGAAGAAGGAAAAUUACGACAUUGACAAUAUGCGCUAUCCCGAAGGCUACCAGGAAGCGCCAUUAGCUUAUGAUGCAGUCUGGGCUGUUGCAUUAGCGUUCAACAAAACUAUGGAGAAGUUGGACCGUGUGGGCAAAAGUUUGAAAAAUUUCACCUACACAGACAAGGAAACGGCAGAUGACAUCUACUCAGCCAUCAACAGCACUCAGUUUCUCGGAGUUUCUGGUCAUGUGGCUUUCAGCUCCCAGGGUGAUCGUAUCGCCCUGACGCAGAUAGAGCAGAUGAUCGAUGGGAAAUACGUCCUUCUUGGCUAUUACGACACCCAAAGUGACAACCUCACUUGGAACAACAAGGAGAAAUGGAUUGGAGGGAAGGUUCCUCAGGAUAGGACGAUCGUCAGGACGGUUUUGCGGACCGUUUCACUGGGACUGUUCAUCUCGAUGGGCACAGUUUCUGUUGUUGGCAUUCUCUGGGCCAUUGCUCUGAUCGUGUUCAACAUCUUGCACCGCCACAGAAAAGUUAUUGAAACCUCGCAUCCUGUGUGCAACACCAUUAUGCUUGUUGGAGUUUGCCUCUGUCUCGGAUCAGUCUUCUUGCUUGGCCUUGAUGGAAGAUUUGUUGAAUCUGAGAGCUAUCCAGCUGUUUGCCAAGCCAGAGCUUGGAUUUUGACCCUGGGAUUCACCCUAGGCUAUGGAGCCAUGUUCUCCAAGGUUUGGCGUGUGCAUCGACUGACCACCAAGUCAAAGCAGGACGGAAAAGUAAAAAAAGUUGAGCCAUGGAAAUUGUACUGGAUGGUUGGCGGAUUUUUAAUUGUUGACAUAAUCUUGAUGCUGUGCUGGCAAAUAAUCGACCCGCUGCAGAGGAGCAUUGAGAUUUUUCCCCUGGAAGACCCAUCCUCCACUGAUGACGACAUUAAAAUUAGACCUGAGCUGGAGCACUGUGAAAGUCACCAUAACAACGUUUGGCUUGGGAUUUUGUGCGGCUACAAAGGAUUGAUUCUGAUUUUUGGGCUUUUCCUGGCUUAUGAGACAAGGAGCAUCAAGGUGAAACAAAUCAACGACUCGCGCUACGUCGGAAUGGCAAUCUACAACGUCGUCGUGUUGUGUUUGAUCACUGCGCCCGUCAUUAUGGUAAUUGCAUCGCAGCAGGACGCCAGCUUUGCAUUUGAAGCUCUUGCCAUCAUUUUCUGCUGUUUCCUCUCAAUGGCUCUUGUGUUCGUGCCAAAGAUCGCAGAGAUAAUCCAACAUCCAAGGGACAAAGUUGAGGCCAAAUACAACACUGAUGCUGGCGUAUCGAAGGAAGAUGAAGACCGCUACCACAGUUUGCUUGCUGAAAACGACGAGUUGCAAAAAUUAAUUUCUGCGAAAGAGGAGAAGAUAAGGAUUCUGAAAAUCAAGCUGCAGGAGCGUGAAUCGAUGAAAUCGUCUGGCACUGACGGCACUGCUCCUUCCGCCGCUGAAGGGAUGAACGAGCCUAUCUGCCUGGGGGCCGGCGGCGUUCGCAACAACCUGAUCCCGGCACGCACGUACCACGGCAACGCGGCUGGCGCUCAACCAGAGCCUGCAGGUUUGAUUCUCCCUGAUCCUUUUACCACUAACUCAGAUUCUGCUAUUGGCCCAAUUUCCGGCUACACGCGUAGUUCACAAUCAGACUUUGAGUUCUCAGAAUCAUAUCUAUAAAUUAUCGCGAAUUCUUGGGAACAAUGUUGAUGCUCACGUAACCGAACAAUCAUUGGCACUUUACCGACUUGGCAUUUAGGCUUAACUAUUUUCUUAAACCUUGGCAACAGCUUAAAUAUAUUUGUAAAGAAUUUACACUCUAAAAUUUAUAACAACCUCUGCCACAUGAGAUUAAAGGAAAACGGAAACACGUGUGGUAUUUACAUAUAUAAAAAUAAGUAUUUAUUAAGAUGAGAACUGAAAUUAAGGCACAGUAACGCUCUAAUAAUCGAUUGACUGUCUUUUUUCUCUCUCCUUCUCACAACCUUUGUUUAACUCCGCUAGGUCGAGGUAUGGGGGCACGAAACUCAGCUAACCUCAGCUCAGCUUGAACGGGAGCUAUGGAUUCGGGUUUAGUCACCUGAUUUUGCAAAGCAUGAAUUUAAACUGUAUCUCUAGUCUUUAUUCAACUUUAUUUUUUCUAGUCCUUUUUUACGUUUUUUACGUUAUUUCAUAGAACAUUGGUUAUGAGAAGGAAUUUAUCUUUGUGUGUUCGCUAAUAAUUGUUUUUUUUUGUUGUCAAUCAAUAAUCAAUGUUCAAUGAAAUUGUGUGUACUCCACCUAAUGUUACCCAAAUACCUGAGAUUUCAAAACUUAAUAGUUUUUCAAUGUUUGUUUUAUUUAAUUAUUGCAUGUUGACGUUUUAACUUAUUAAUAAA